Messenger RNA from Emiliania huxleyi CCMP1516, 303 nucleotides. RefSeq lists its product as hypothetical. The record is from RefSeq and is a predicted model, not a curated record. Gene Ontology annotation, biological process: transcription by RNA polymerase II; RNA polymerase II preinitiation complex assembly. The transcript is spliced from 3 exons. The coding region runs from base 1 to 303 and encodes 100 amino acids. Gene Ontology annotation, molecular function: protein heterodimerization activity. NCBI's taxonomy places the organism in Eukaryota, Haptophyta, Isochrysidales, Noelaerhabdaceae. Gene Ontology annotation, cellular component: transcription factor TFIID complex.
AUGAUGUACGGCUUUGGCGACGCCGCCGCGCCGCUGCCGCAGAGCGUGAGCCUGAUGGAGGACCUCGUUGUCGACUACCUGCAGCGGGCGAGCGAGGUUGCCGAGGAGAGGCAGAGGCACGUGCGCCGCUCGUCGGCCGAGGGAGCACGCGUCAAGGAGCGCGACCUGCUCUUCGCCAUCCGCAAGGACUCGCGGCGGCUGCAGCGGGCGCAGGAGCUGCUCGAGGUCUUCGACGAGCAGCGCGAGGCGAGGAAGACGUACGCUAAGGACCACGAGGAGUACGCAAAGGAGGAGAGCCGCUGA